GGGGGAAGGGCCUACUCGAGCUGGAGCCGAGAGAGCGGACAAACUUGCGUAGUCUUCACCACGGUUGUCUCUGCCUGUCUCUCUCUCUCUAUGGACGGCCAGAGGACAGGGGAGGAAACGGGGAUCGUCGGGACCGGAGCGGUUUUCCAGGACCUAGCGAUGAUUUAAUCACAGAGGAGGAGACAGAAACCCGGGGGUUUGUGGGGAAAAAAAGGGAGAAAGGGGAGCGCGAGAGGAGAGCCGUUGGAGCAGCAGCCGUUGGAGAUGUGCGGUCGAGGCCGAGAUUGCGGCGGUAUCCCUGUCUAGGCCUGCACUGAGCAGAUUGUUCUGAGAGGAAACGGACAACAAACAGGGGAAGUGAACAUGGCCGGGACCUCGAGCUUCUUUUCCAACGGGCCCGUCCCGUGGACGGACAACGACGCGGAGAUGAACAACCUGUACCGGGACCUGGAGCUGGGGACGGUGCUCACGCUCUUCUACUCCAAGAAGUCCCAGCGGCCCGAGAGACGGACGUUUCAAGUCAAGCUGGAGACCAGGACUAUUAUCUGGACCCGGGGCACGGAUAAGAUCGAGGGAGAGAUUGACAUCCGUGAGAUCAAAGAGAUCCGUCCUGGACAGAAGUCACGUGACUUCGAGCGUUACGUGGAGGACUCGGCGACGAGGCUGGAGCAGGCUCACUGCUUCGUCAUCCUGUACGGCACCGAGUUUCGCCUCAAGUCCCUGAGCCUGGCAGCUACGUCGGAUGAGGAGAUGACCAUGUGGGUGAAAGGGUUGAACUCUCUGGUGGUCGACACACUGAAGUCUCCGACGCCGCUCCAGAUAGAGAGGUGGUUGCGUAAGCAGUUCUACGCCGUUGAUCGCAACAGAGAAGACCGGAUAUCCUGCAAGGAUCUGAAGAGCAUGCUGAGCCAGGUCAACUACAGGGUGCCCAACAUGAGGUUCCUCCGAGAGAAACUUCCGGACUCAGAGUUGAGGAACGGAGACGUGUCCUUCAGCCAGUUCGCUCAGCUCUACCGCAGCCUCAUGUUUGAUGCUCAGAAAAACAUGGAGAUCCCGUUAAUUCAGAGGUUCAUUGACAGACCAGAACAGAAGAUCUCCCUCGACGACUUCAAGGGCUUCCUCCUGGAGUCCCAGCAGGAGUUGUGGGCCGCCGACAACGACAAAGUUCAGGAGUUUAUGUUCGGGUACCUGAAAGACCCGCUGAGAGAAGUGGAGCAGCCUUAUUUCCACCAGGACGAGUACCUGACGUACCUGUUCUCCAAAGAGAACACCGUCUGGGAAUCCUCCCUGGACCAGGUGUGUCCUGACAACAUGAGCAACCCUCUGUCCCACUACUGGAUCUCCUCUUCGCACAACACCUACCUGACGGGAGACCAGUUUUCCAGCGAGUCGUCUCUGGAGGCGUACGCUCGCUGUCUGAGGAUGGGCUGCCGCUGUAUCGAACUGGACUGCUGGGAUGGUCCAGACGGAAUGCCAGUCAUCUACCACGGACACACCCUCACGACCAAAAUCAAGUUUUGCGACGUGUUGACCACCAUCAAAGAGCACGCCUUCGUCACCUCCGAAUAUCCCAUCAUCCUGUCCAUCGAGGACCACUGUAGUAUUGUGCAGCAAAGGAACAUGGCCACUUACUUUAAGAAGGUGUUUGGAGACAUGCUGCUCACCAAGGCGGUGGACAUCGCGGCGGACGGCCUGCCGUCGCCCAACCAGCUCAAGAAGAAGAUCCUCAUCAAGCAUAAGAAGCUCGCAGAAGGCAGCGCCUACGAGGAGGUAUCCACCUCCACUCCCUACUCGGAGAACGAUAUCAGCAACUCCAUCAAAAACGGCAUCCUGUACCUGGAAGACCCCAUUAAUCAUGAGUGGUACUCUCAUUUCUUUGUCCUGACCAGCAGUAAGAUCUACUACUCGGAGGAGACCUCCAGUAACCAGGGAAAUGAUGAUGAGGAGGAGCACCGAGAGGUGUCCAACGGUAUGGACCAGCACGUGACCGAGAAGUGGUUCCACGGGAAGCUGGGCGCCGGGCGAGACGGGCGGCAGAUAGCCGAGAGGCUGCUGUCGGAGUACUGCCUGGAGACCGGAGCUCCAGACGGGUCCUUCCUGGUCCGAGAGAGCGAGACCUUUGUGGGAGACUACACGCUGUCCUUCUGGCGUUCGGGUCGAGUGCAACACUGUCGCAUCCACUCUCGCCAGGAGGCGGGAAGCCCCAAGUUCUACCUGACCGACAACCUGGUGUUCGACACGCUCUUCGCCCUGAUCAACCACUACCAGCAGGUGGCGCUGCGCUGCAACGAGUUUGAGAUGAAGCUGACCGAGCCGGUGCCUCAGACCAAUGCUCACGAGAGCAAAGAGUGGUACCAUGCCAACCUCUCCAGGAGCCAUGCAGAAAACAUGCUGAUGAGGGUUCCACGUGACGGGGCUUUCCUGGUGAGGAAGAGGACGGAAGCCAAUUCGUUUGCCAUUUCCUUCAGGGCGGAGGGAAAGAUAAAGCACUGUCGCGUGCAGCAGGAGGGUCAGAACGUGGUGCUGGGCACCUCGGAGUUCGACAGCCUCGUGGAUCUCAUCAGCUACUACGAGAAGCACCCGCUGUACCGCAAGAUGAAGCUGCGCUAUCCCAUCAACGAGGACACGCUGGAGAAGAUAGGCACUGCGGAGCCCGACUACGGGUCGCUGUACGAGGGCAGGAACCCAGGCUUCUACGUGGAGGCCAACCAAAUGCCAACGUUUAAGUGCACAGUGAGAGCCAUGUACGAGUACAAAGCCCAGAGAGACGAUGAGCUCUCCUUCAUCAAGAAUGCCGUCAUCUCUAAUGUGGACAAACAGGAAGGAGGAUGGUGGAAGGGAGACUGUGGAGGGAAGAAGCAGCUGUGGUUUCCUGCUAACUACGUGGAGGAGAUCAGCCCGUCAGCGGCGGAGCCCGAUAGAACUGAGAUGACAGAAAACAGCCCGCUGGGAGAUCUGCUGAGAGGAAGCGUGGAAGUGUCUUCCUGUCAGAUCGUUGUGCGUCCUGACGGGAAGGGCAGCCGGCCUCACGUCUUCUCCCUGGUGCCGAACGCCUCCAUGAGGACGGGCCCGGUGCUGGACGUCGCCGCCAGCAGCCAGGAAGAGCUCAAGGAAUGGGUGUUCAAGAUCCGCGAGGUCACAAUGACAUCAGAGGCCAAGCUGGAGGAAGGGAAGAUGAUGGAGAGGAGGAAGAAGAUUGCACUGGAAUUGUCCGACCUGGUCAUCUACUGUAGGCCGGUGCCGUUUGAUGAAGACAAGAUCGGCACAGAGCGGGCCUGUUUCCGGGACAUGUCGUCCUUCCCCGAGACCAAGGCGGAGAAGUACGUCAACAAGAUCAAGGGGAAGAAGUUCCUGCAGUACAACCGGCUGCAGCUGUCCAGGAUCUACCCGAGAGGCCAGAGACUUGACUCGUCCAACUACGACCCUCUGCCCAUGUGGCUCUGUGGGUCACAGCUGGUGGCGCUCAACUUCCAGACAGCAGACAAGCCCAUGCAAAUGAACCAGGCUCUGUUCAUGCUGAACGGAAGGAGCGGCUACGUCCUCCAGCCGCCCAUCAUGAGGGACGACAGCUUUGAUCCCUUCGACCGACACACGCUACAAGGCCUCGAACAAGUCACUCUAGAGAUAGAGGUUUUGGGCGCCCGACACCUCCCCAAACACGGACGCGGCAUCGUGUGUCCUCUGAUCGAGAUCGAGGUGUGCGGGGCGGAUUACGACAGCGCCAAGCAGAAGACCGACUCGGAAGCCGAUAACGGUCUGAACCCCACGUGGCCCCGGAAGGCGUUCCAGUUCGCGGUCUGCAACCCGGCCUUCGCCUACCUGCGCUUUGUGGUUUACGAGAUCGACAUGUUCAAUGACCAGAACUUCCUGGCUCAGGCCACGUUCCCCAUUCACAGCCUGAAGACAGGGUACCGGUCGGUUCCUCUCAAGAACAGCUACAAUGAGGAUCUGGAGUUGGCCUCUCUGUUGGUCCACAUGGACCUCAUCAGAGGCAGGGAUGAGAACGGAGAGGUUCUGAGUCCGUUCCUCCCGGUUGGCUCCACGGUGUCGGCGGCGGUGGUGGCGUCCACCCAAGCGGGUCGGGACCGUUUGGGGGACUUGAGCUCGGUGUCCUCGGCAUCCUCCGUCGCGUCCCCCGUGGUGCCCCCGGCGCCGGCCCAGGCCGUGGCCUUCGGGGGUCGAGAGGCCUCCUUCGAGUCUCGCUACCAGUCCCCUCUGGAGGACUUCAGGGUGUCCCAGGAGGCCCUGUUGGACCACAUGGACCCGCAGAACAGACAGACCAGGAUGUUGCGGAGGACCAGAGUGGGCGGAGAGAACCAUUUCUAAGUCCAAGCCAAUCAGGACGCGUUAAACACCCCCCCCCCC
Anarrhichthys ocellatus (wolf-eel) is the source of this 4365-nucleotide messenger RNA. It is a transcript of the gene plcg1, whose product is annotated as phospholipase C, gamma 1. Bases 364 to 4326 code for a protein of 1320 amino acids. Gene Ontology annotation, cellular component: ruffle membrane. Gene Ontology annotation, molecular function: phosphatidylinositol-4,5-bisphosphate phospholipase C activity; protein binding. Gene Ontology annotation, biological process: phosphatidylinositol metabolic process; release of sequestered calcium ion into cytosol; phosphatidylinositol-mediated signaling. The transcript has 33 exons. The record is from RefSeq and is a predicted model, not a curated record. Lineage: Eukaryota; Metazoa; Chordata; Actinopteri; Perciformes; Anarhichadidae.